AGAAAACUGCUGAAGAAUAUAACGCAUAUCAUGCACAUAAUUACAAACAUAAAAAGCUAAAGUUAGCUUCAAAAAUUGAUCAGCAAUCAAGUUCAAACAAUAGAGCUGCAACAAAAUUGAGUCAUGAAUUUGAAUCAAAAAGACUAGAGUGA
This is a messenger RNA of Funneliformis mosseae, 152 nucleotides long. Lineage: Eukaryota; Fungi; Glomeromycota; Glomeromycetes; Glomerales; Glomeraceae. The record is from the annotation of a GenBank genome assembly.